GCCACCUUAUGCUUUAUGUAGCAAAGUGUCUAACUGAAGUCCUACAUCAAAUCUCUCUCUCUCUCUUGCAUGCAGCAUACACACCACACCAUAAUGGACAAAUUCAAUGAAGAAGUUCAAGAGCCAGUGAGUCCUCAUGGUCAAUACUUCAACAGCUCUGUGAUAUGUUCAUAUGUUUUUGCCUUUUUGGAAUUAGCUAUUCCAUUUGAUAAUUCAUUAGCUAUACCUUUGCUCAAAGAUGUCUUCAUCCCUAUCAACCCACGCUUCUCCUCAAUUAUGGUAAAAGACAAAGAGGGUAAGAUGAGAUGGCGAAAGGUCGAAGUGAAGCCUGAAGAACACUUAAAGAUUCCCAUAUUUCCUGAAACCAUAAAUUCAUCAUCAUGUGAAUUAUAUGACAAUUAUUUUAAUGACUAUGUAACAAGUAUUCUAGCUGAAAGAACACCACAAGAUAAACCACUUUGGGAAAUUCAUAUUAUCAAUUAUCCAACAACCAAUGUUGCUUGCACCAUAAUAUUCAAACUUCAUCAUGCACUUGGUGACGGUUACUCUCUCAUGGGUGCUCUUCUUUCUUGUCUUCAAAGAGCUGAUGAUCCUUCUCUUCCUUUAUCUUUUCCUUCACAAAGACCACAAUUAGAUUCAAAAUAUGCAAAAAUAAACUUAUUUAAGAAGCUAUGCUUUGAUAUCUCCUCCUUUUUCAGCUCCAUAUCAGAUUUUGGAUCAAGCAUAAUUAAGACAAGAAUGAUUGAAGAUGACAAAACACCUAUAAGAUCAGGAUAUGAAGGAAAUGAAUCUCAACCUGUUACCUUGUCAACCAUAUCACUAUCACUUGAUCAAAUCAAAGAAAUAAAAUCAAAACUUAAAGUGACUAUAAACGAUGUGGUUUGUGGAAUGGUCUUCUAUGGUAUUAGGCUUUACAUGAAAGAGAUGAAUGAGAAAACAAAAAUAGCAAAUUCCACAGCAGUGGUAAUGCUCAACACAAGAAAUAUUGGAGGUUACCGAUCAUUGAUGGAAAUGCAAAAACCAGAGUCCAAAGGUCUUUGGGGAAAUCAAAUUUCUUUCUUACAAAUACCAAUACCUAAAGUAAGCCAAUCAGUAAUCUCCAACCCUCUUGAGUUUGUUUGGAAUUCUCGUGAACUAAUCAAGAGGAAGAGACAUUCUUUCAGUGUUUAUCUUAUAGCUUUGCUCAUGGAUUUGGAGAUGAGACUAAGAGGGCCUGAGGCAGUAGCUAAAAUAAUCUACAACACAAUUAGGAACUCAAGUGUUUUUAUGUCUAACCUCGUAGGACCGAUAGAAAAAAUGGCUUUGGCAAACCAUCCAGUAAAUGGAUUAUAUUUCACCGUGGCAGGUGGACCUGAGAAUUUAACAAUUACAAUUAUUAGCUACGAGAAAAUAUUAAGAAUCGCUAUGAAAACCCAAAAGGGGUUCAUAGAUGAAUAUAAAUUGAAGUUCUGCAUUGAGAAAGCAGCUGCAAUCAUAUCCAAAGCAGCUAUGGAGUGAUACAAAUUAAAUUCAAUACUAAAGUCUCUCCAUUGCCACCACCCUAGUAUGCUAGUUUCUCUAUUACCACCACCUAAUUAUGGUUUUUAAGCCAUGCAAGCAACUAUGUUUGGCAUUUUCAAUUUCUACAAGAUUAUGUUUCCAUUGAUGCAAUAAUUAUUGCUACUCUUUAAAUUGUACUUGUUGGAUCCAGAAGUCCUAGCUCAACUGGCAAAAUGCCGAAAUUGUUAGGCCGGAUGCCAUGAUCGGGGUUCGAACCCCGGUACCUCCACUUGUGU
Molecule: messenger RNA, 1775 nt
Organism: Medicago truncatula (barrel medic)
Lineage: Eukaryota; Viridiplantae; Streptophyta; Magnoliopsida; Fabales; Fabaceae
Product: O-acyltransferase WSD1
Exons: 5
Coding region: 70-1497 (475 amino acids)
Biological process (GO): triglyceride biosynthetic process
Cellular component (GO): plasma membrane
Molecular function (GO): diacylglycerol O-acyltransferase activity
Source: RefSeq, a predicted model, not a curated record